CAAAUCAGAUCAUAUAAACUAAAAAUAGCUUAGACAAAGGUAGUGUUUCUUAAUAAGCUUAGCUCGAAUAGGCAAAUACCUGUCCCGACUCGAUUCUUUUGCAGCCUUAUCAAAAAAUGGUAAAGAGUAUCUACACAAAUUUAAACCAAAAAUCUAAAUUUCUUUUCCUCAUCCUUAAAUUAGCUGACUCAUUCCUCCCUCCCCCAUUCCUAUCUCCAUCUAUCAAUACCCCCACUUCCCCGAAAAAAAAAAAACCAAAUUUAUACAUACCACCAUCAAAUCACCCCUCCAAAAACAAAUUCUCACAAAAUCCAAAUCCCAAAAAAAAAAAAAAAAAAAAAAUGGCGCAAGGGGUAGGAAAGAUGAUAAAAACCGCCAUAGGAGACGCCUUAAUGUCCUUCGGAUGGAUGUUUACGGCUUCGACACUCGGUAUCGCUACCGCGGUCGUGGCCGAAUAUUUUGGAGUUGAUGAGGAGAGUAAGUUAAUCCAUGCUAUCUUCACCGGUAUCAUAAUGGUUCAUAUAGUCUUUUGUGAAGGUAUGACGGUGGCUCUUGGUGGUGCUAGCUUUAAUCCCACCGCUAACGCCGCCAUGUAUGCUGCCGGUAUUGGUGAUGAUACGCUCCUGUCUAUGGCUGUCCGCUUCCCUGCCCAGGCGGCUGGUGCUGUUGCCGGUGCCAUAGCAAUCUCGGAAGUGAUGCCAAGUCAGUACAAACACAUGUUGGGGGGACCUUCCAUUAAGGUUGACUUGCAUACUGCAGCCAUGGCAGAAGGGGUGUUGACUUUUCUUAUAACCUUGGCCGUCCUCAUCAUUAUCAUCAGGAUUCCAGGUGGUAUGUUGGUGAAGACAUGGCUGCUUGCCAUGGCUACUGUAACUUUGGUUGUUGCUGGCUCUAGUUAUACUGGACCUUCAAUGAAUCCUGCCAAUGCGUUUGGAUGGGCAUACAUUAGAAAACAGCAUAAUACAUGGGAUCAGUUGUAUGUUUACUGGAUCUGUCCCUUUAUCGGUGCAAUUGGGGCUGCUUGGGUGUUCAGAAUCAUCUACCCAUUGCCUAAAAAGCAGAAGAAAGCUCCAAAGAACAGGAAAGCAGAGUAAUUUGGUUCCAGAUUUCUACAAGGAAAUUAGUUAUUCAUAAACUAAUGUGGUAUUUUAACCACAUUCUUAUUUUUCAUUAUCUUCAAUUGUAAUAUGGUAAUAUCCAAAUUAUGAAUUAUCAUAGAUUAAUAGGUGGGUUUGGUAAGAUGUUAGGAAUGAAGUUGUGCAAUUAUACAAAGUAGUGUUUCAGCUUUCAGGUUUUGAUUGCAGACUUGGCCUUUAAAUUUUGCCAAGAACGGACAACAAAGCAAAAGAAUAUAACUCAGCCCAGAAUUCCAAGUUGCAACAGCUA
Molecule: messenger RNA, 1386 nt
Organism: Chenopodium quinoa (quinoa)
Lineage: Eukaryota; Viridiplantae; Streptophyta; Magnoliopsida; Caryophyllales; Amaranthaceae
Product: aquaporin SIP1-2-like
Exons: 3
Coding region: 117-1094 (325 amino acids)
Biological process (GO): transmembrane transport
Cellular component (GO): membrane
Molecular function (GO): water channel activity
Source: RefSeq, a predicted model, not a curated record